Messenger RNA from Achroia grisella, 4906 nucleotides. It is a transcript of the gene CdGAPr, whose product is annotated as GTPase-activating protein CdGAPr. Gene Ontology annotation, biological process: small GTPase-mediated signal transduction. The coding region runs from base 97 to 4215 and encodes 1372 amino acids. NCBI's taxonomy places the organism in Eukaryota, Metazoa, Arthropoda, Insecta, Lepidoptera, Pyralidae. The transcript is spliced from 17 exons. The record is from RefSeq and is a predicted model, not a curated record. Gene Ontology annotation, molecular function: GTPase activator activity.
CAAGAGUCGGUGUGGUGGCGCGGCAAGCGCGGGUUCCGCGUGGGAUUCUUCCCGCACCACUGCGUGGCCGUCAUCGGAGACAAGGUCCCCCGACACAUGGCGCAGCCGCCCCCCAUCGUCGGCUCAGUGGCAGUGGCUCCCAUCAAACCAGUGCUCCGCAAGCACGGCAAGUUGAUUUCCCUGUUCCGGAGCUUCAUACUAUCCCGGCCGUCCCGCCGCAGCCUCAAGCAGCAGGGAAUUUUGAGGGAGAGAGUCUUCGGUUGCGACCUUGGGGAGCAUCUACUCAACUGUGGCCAUGAUGUGCCGCUGGUGCUGACGGUGUGCGCGGCGGCGAUCGAGGCGCGCGGCGCCGUCGACGGCGUGUACCGGCUGUCGGGCGGCGCCGGCCUCACGCAGCGCCUGCGGGCCGCCCUCGACGCCGGCCGGCCCGACCUGCGGCCGCUCGCGGCGCAGCUGGCCCGCGACCCGCACGCGGUGCCCAGCCUGCUCAAGAUGUACUUCCGGGAGCUGCCGAACCCGCUGUGCACGUACCAGCUGUACGAGAGCUUCGUGUGCGCCGUGCAGGCGGCGGACGAGCGCGCCAAGCUGCGUGCCGUCAGGGACGCCGUCGCCAAACUACCGCCCCCGCACUAUCGGACGAUGGCGUACCUGAUGCGGCACCUACGCCGCAUAUCGCUGCUGGGAGCGCAGACCGGCAUGACGGCGCGCAACAUGGCCAUAGUGUGGGCGCCCAACCUGCUGCGGUCACCACGCCCACAGCACGCGCUGCAGGGCGUCGCCGUGCAGGCGGUGGUGACUGAAUUCCUUAUUUGCUACGCGGAGGAUCUGUUCGCUCAAGAGCAAGCGGCUGACUCAGGCGAUUCGGGGCCAGAUUCACUUGAACAGGACCGUUGCGAUUCUCUGGUGGAGUUACGUGGACAGGACUCUUGUAGACGUCCGAAGAGUUUACCGCUCAACCCGCCUACUAAAUUGUUAAGCCUGGAGGAGGCGCGGCGGAGGGGUCGGCCGGCGGCACCGGGCAGUCCGCGGCUGCCGGCCUCGGGCGCCAUCGCGCGCGCCGCGCAGCCCUCCCCGCAGCUGCGGCCCUCCGCGCACCUGCGGCCCAAGUACAUCGAGGUUGGUUCUGGUCCCAACAAUCUGCCGCAGUAUCACACCGUCUUGGAACUACCAUUACCAGGUGCCAAGCGCGGAUUGAAACGGUCACCGUCGGGUUGGCGCGGCCUGUUCUCACGCACAAAGCAGCAGCGACCGCCAGCCGCCGCGCAUACGUCAUCUCAACGUGCCCAGCAUCCCGCUCUCGAGGGCGGCGCGGAAGCGGAAGCGGGGGCCGAGGUAACGGCCCUGGAGGCAGAGCCGGGUCCCCCGGGUCCCGCGGGUGCCCCGGGUGCGCUGCGGCCCGUGAAGUCGUGCGAGUCGCUGUCGUCGGACUGCGACACGCUGCCGCCGCUGCACCCCAGACUCGCGCCGCUCAAGCACCACACCAGGUCGUCGUCGUGCGACUCGUACUUCGAGCCGUGGCAGGCGGAGCUGGCCGACAUGCGGCUGAGACUGUCGCCGCAGGAGCGGGACCACCACAUGUUCAGCGAGGAGGACGACACGCAUCUGCACGGACUCGAACACGACGCACAGGGCUCCAGCGCGUGCUCGUCGCCGUCGGGCACGUGGUGCAGUGCGGACGGCAGCCCCGCCCCGCUGCGGCACUGCGUCGACGUGCACAGAGACACGCACGGGCGCCGCAACGUGCUGGAGGAGCAGGCGGCGGCGCUGGGCUACAUUGACGGGGAGUCCCCGAGGAGGCCCGCGCGGCCCGCGCCAGAGAAGCGCGCGCCCAGCCCGCACCGCCCCGACGUCGCCAAGAGGUACCCGCGCACCCCACGCCCGCCACACUCGCCACUCUCGCCACACUCGCCACUCUCCCACACCCGCCACGCUCCCUCCGCGCCCGAGAAGCGCGCGCCCAGCCCGCACCGCCCCGACGUCGCCAAGAGAUUAUGCAAAAAUAGAGAGGGUCCGGUGGCCGCGGUUCCCGAUUUCCAAACGUCACUAUCCAACGUGAAACUGAGAGAACGAAACUCACCAAGAAAAACCAAAAACACAUCACGGUAUAGCGGUAUGCACCACCCUGUGUCGAUCCCUGACGAGAAACCCGUAACAGUACAUUCUCGACUUAGUUGGCACGGCAAAGACGGUCAUUCUACUUUAAUAAAGAUAGAUUGGCCAAUAGAGAACAAUUCAAUUAGCAAUCUAACGACAAGUACACUAAAUUCUAGCCCCCUGACUCCUGUAACGCCGGUCUACGACCCACUGGAAAGUGACUCAGAAGUCAGCGAAGCUAAUAUACACACAAUAAAAAUUAAAAACAAUGAAUGCGAUAAUUGUACAGAAGAUAAAUGUCUCAAGUGUGAAUUGAAAGAUGCAGACUACGAAAAUGUUGAUGACGUCGUAGAAAAUGUUGAUAAUUAUACAGAAAACAAUUUACAUGAUAGUCUAGAGCAUACUCCUAUCCAUUCGACUGAUAUAAGUUACCAAAAUUUAAAUAGAUUAUCAGCUGUUUCGACAUCUUCCAACUCCGAUCCAAAUUCGGAUAAAAAGAAGGAUGUUAAUUACGAAAAUUGUGACUUGAAGGUGAUGACAUCUUCGCAUGAAAGUUCGUCAAGUUAUUCGAACAUCAGUUUAACUAAACAGGAUGAAUAUGAAAAUUAUAACUUUUCAAGACCAAAUUAUAUUAAUCUCCAAUCAUCUAGUACUUCGAAAAGUUCUCCAGGAAGUCCGUUAAAGAGUCCCUUAAAGUCUACAAUUAGCAUUACAUUUCGUUCACCGACUAAAAGUAAAUCGUCCGACUACGAACCUAUAGAUGACAAUGACACGCCGUUAAAUGAAAGAGAUUCUGUGUACGAGGAUAUAGAUUUGGAGAAAAAUUUAUCAAUUGUUGAAGAAGCAUCUGUACCUGAAGCAGAUGCUAGCUUGCCAACCCAGCAGGCUUGUCAACCUAAAGAUUUUAGUGAAGAUCUAAUCAUUUUAGAAACUCCUACCGACGGAACCGAAGUCGAUGAUAACGUAGACGUCUAUAGUCAAGUGAAAUUCUUUAAAAAGAGUAUAGAAGAAGUAAACGCUAUGAUACUUGAAUCACCAGAGAAAGAAAGACACUAUGAAAAUCUUUCAUUUGCAGAGACGAGGCAAGAAUUUGAAAACAUUAACGUAGAGGCGUUAAAAAUCUGUGAUAAAGAUAUAGUAAUUAAUGAAUCCGUUGAUAAUGACAAAAAAGAAUCAAGUGAUGUUUUAGAAAGAGAGAAUGGCAAUAUAGUUAAGGAAAAAGUUUCGAAUUUGAAUGUUAGAGAAUUGGCCAUACGUUUCGAAAGUCCAACCGAGCAAAAAGGGCCAUUUACAUUUGAAAAGUUCAAAGCUGAAAUAAAAUAUCCUAGUCUAGAGCGCAAAGGUGAAGAUAAAAAAAUCAAUAUUGAAAUAAGGAAAAAGGAAGUAAAGCUACCCCCACCUGUGUCUCCUAAAGCAUUCAAACUAUCUAGAAACUCUAGUAAUGCCAGGUCACUAGAUGAGAAUGCGUUCAUAAAAGAAUUUGGGAGCGAAAGAACGUAUGUUGACCGACGGAAAAGUCUAGAAGUAAAAGAUGGGAAGAAACAUACAAAAUUCUUACCAGACUUGAACUUAAAUAUGGAAGAAAAUGAUCAUAAAAUCAGCAUAACGCCAACGACGGAAAACAAAAUAUGUUUGGUGCAAAGAAACGAGCGACCGAGCGACCUGAAGAAUUUAAUCCCAUUCGACUCUGAUAAGAAACUGAGUCGUGAACGUAUAGAGAAAUACAAAGAGGAGCGACGGAACUUUCUACGGGAGAAAUACAGUUCGCAAUCUUUCAGAAGCAAUCCUGAACAAUUGACCAGGAUAAAGAUAAAGAAAGACCAGGAAACGAUAGAGACGUGCGAGAGAUUAAAAGACGAUUUGCCCAAGUUUGAGAGACGGAACACUGUAGAUUUGGGGCAGCGUAUGAGGUUUUCUCUAGCGAGGAGCAGUCACAAUUUAGACACGAUUCCCUCCCCCACUAGUCCGGAGAGAGGGUUUUGUAAAAAGGACGGCGAAAGCAGUAAACGAGAACGGAGCAGAGACUUUGAAAGGAAUGAGAAGGUGUCCCCAUCGUACAACAUUCGCGACAUGGCGGCCAUGUUCGAGCAGAAGUCGCAAUGCAACCCGACCACCGGUUGACACGCGCUUAAAUCGUGAACACCGCACGAUUAAACGUUCAGCCAUCCGCACCAAGCAGGUGGUACGUUCAACUUUAAGUCAGUCAUUAGGAUUGAAGCGACGCGUGACUGAUUCGUGGUAUUUUUACAAAUAUUUUUCUUGUCAUCAGUGGUUCAGUUGAUUGUAUUGUUCUUUUUUAUUAUUUUUAAUUUUGUAAUUAUACACAUAUAAAUGUGAUAUUUACUAUGUUAUUAUAUAUGAGCUCCCGUCAGUCUCUCCCACUCGUAGACUCAGAGACCUGUGACAAAAACGUUUGUCACAUAUAUCGUAAUAUCGGUAACUCAUAUGUAAUAUUAUUAUUGUGGUUACUAAUAAAUAAUCGACAGUUAAUUUUAUUGUCAAAUUGUAUUUUUUAUUGUAAUGGCUACGGUUUUAUAUUGCUAUAUGUGUAGUCACAUUAAUCGAUAAUUACCACGAUACCACGAUUCAGUCGUAGUGGUAAAAAUACCACAGAUCUGAGCGAACAGAGCAGCGCGUCGCUCCAACUCGAAUUGUUUUUGUUAUUUAUAUAUUAAUAAGUAGAUAUACGCACUGUGAAAUAUAUUCCAGAAAUAUAACUAUUACAGUAUUUAGCUUACGUUAUUAUAAGCUUUAUGUGCGUUAUUAUAUAGUUUAAAAUGCAAAAGCUAAAAUGAUAUUCGAAGUUAAUGAA